CCCCCGCGGGGCAGCGGGCGGGGCGCGGGGAAGAUGGCGGUGGUGGCGCCGCUGCUGGCGCUGCUGUGGGCGCUGCCGGGGCUGUGCCGCUGGCUCGCGCGGCCCUACUACCCGCUGUCCGCGCUGCUCGCCGCCGCCUUCCUCAUCGUGCGCAAGGUUCCGCCGCUCUGCCGCGGGCUGCCCUCGCAGCGGGAGGAUGGCAACCCCUGCGACUUUGACUGGAGGGAGGUGGAGAUCCUCAUGUUUCUCAGCGCCAUCGUCAUGAUGAAGAACCGGCGCUCCAUCACCGUGGAGCAGCACAUCGGGAACAUCUUCAUGUUCAGCAAAGUGGCCAACGCCAUCCUGUUCUUCCGCCUCGACAUCCGCAUGGGGCUGCUCUACCUCACGCUCUGCAUAGUGUUCCUGAUGACCUGCAAGCCCCCCCUGUACAUGGGCCCCGAGUACAUCAAGUACUUCAGCGACAAGACCAUUGAUGAAGAGCUGGAGAGGGACAAGCGGGUGACAUGGAUCGUGGAGUUCUUUGCCAACUGGUCCAGUGAGUGCCAGUCCUUCGCCCCCAUCUUUGCCGACCUCUCUCUCAAGUACAAUUGCCAGGGGCUGCAGUUUGGGAAGGUGGACGUGGGCCGGUACACGGACGUCAGCACCAGGUGUGGGGGACAUGGCCUGGCCCCCCGGCGUGGCCCCUGGGACCCCCUGGCCCCCUUGGGCUGCCCGGGGCUCACUGUGGGCCUGUCCUGCCGCAGGUACAAGGUCAGCACCUCGCCCCUUACCAAGCAGCUGCCCACCCUCAUCCUGUUCCAGGGGGGCACAGAGAUCAUGCGGCGGCCCCAGAUCGACAAAAAGGGUCGGGCCGUGUCCUGGACCUUCUCCGAGGAGAACGUGAUCCGAGAGUUCAACCUCAACGAGCUCUAUCAGAAGGCCAAGAAGCAGUCGAAGCCGCAGGAGGAGGGGCCCGAGGAGGCCCCGCCCGCAGCCACCGGGCACGCGGAGGGGGAGACCAAGAAGGACAAGUAGAAGCUUCCCUGCGCUGUCGCCCAUCACCACGCCGCCAUCGCGCUGGUGGCACCGGCCUCGCCCGGUCCUGCCCGGCACCGCUCUCCGUGGGGGUCGGUCCCGGCCGAGCCCUGGGAGAGUGGCGAGGCCCCCCGGCCCGGUGCGGGCAGGGCGGUAGGAGGGGCCCCGCCUCGGUUGUAACGCUCGCGCUCUCUCAUCGCUGACAAUAAACGGUCCGUGCGGUGCCCAUG
Messenger RNA from Empidonax traillii (willow flycatcher), 1244 nucleotides. RefSeq names its product thioredoxin related transmembrane protein 2 (gene TMX2). Gene Ontology annotation, biological process: brain development. Lineage: Eukaryota; Metazoa; Chordata; Aves; Passeriformes; Tyrannidae. The record is from RefSeq and is a predicted model, not a curated record. Gene Ontology annotation, cellular component: membrane-bounded organelle. Gene Ontology annotation, molecular function: disulfide oxidoreductase activity.